GUAAACUGUAAGGCCCGCCGCGCGCCUUGGAGGGCAGGCUGUGCAAACUACACGCAGGUACCAGCGAAUAUUCGAGCUUGCGCCAUAUAAUUGCACUCGAUCUUCUCCUGGCACACCUACAAAAAGACCACGUAUAACUAAUCACGAAGAGGCCCUCCACUUCUCGCUCUGACUUGCUUCUUUCCAUAUCACUUCAUCCGUGUUCAACAAACUGCAGAUGUCAUACGGUCCACCUCAAGGUCAGCCUCCGUACGGAGGAUAUCCUCCUCAAGGGCAAGGCUACGGCUAUCCUCCACAAGGGCCACCGCAACAGGGCGGCUACCCUCCACCUCAAGGAGGAUAUCCUCCUCAACAAGGUGGCUUCGGCGGUCCCCCACAACAGUUCGGAGGGCCUCCAGGUGGUUAUGGCGGACCUCCGCCAGGCGGAUAUCCUCCGCAGCAGUACCAGCCUCCUCCAGCGAUGCCGUCGCCCGGCUACGACCCCCGAGUCCAAAUACAGGGCGAUGCCUCGCGCGACGCGGAUGCGCUUCGCCAGGCAAUGAAAGGCUUCGGCACGAACGAGAGCGUCCUUAUCCAGAUCCUCUCGAAACCAGAUCCCUUGCAAAUGAACCUAUUGAGAACCACCUACAACCAACGCCAUCGUCGCGACCUAGAAAAAGACAUCAAAUCAGAAACAUCGAGAUACUUUGAGAAAGGGCUGGUUGCGCUCGUCAGAGGGCCCCUCAUGGACGACGUGCACAAUCUUCAUGAGGCAAUCAAGGGUUUGGGAACAAAAGAAUCCGUGCUCAAUGACGUCCUACUUGGCCGGUCGAAUGCCGAUAUGCGGGCGAUAAAACAAGCAUACCAUGAGGCCUACAAGCACUCCCUUGAGGCGGAUGUCAAGGGCGACUUGUCGAUGAAGACGGAGAGACUAUUUGUGAUGGUCAUGGCUGCCACAAGAAACGAAGAGUCCGCGCCUGUGAUACCUACCGAACUGGACCGCGAUUCCAUCGAGCUGCAUCGAGCUAUGGACGCUCGCGUCGGCACCGACCAAGCCACAGUCUGCAGCAUCCUGUCCAAGAGGAGCGAUGGACAGAUUAGGGCGCUUGCCCAUCACUGGCAGCAGAAGUACCAUAAGAGCUUGGAAGAUGUCAUUAAGUCCGAAUUCUCGGGACACAUGCAGGACGCACUGCUCCUCGUUGUGCGCAGAGCAUGCGAUCGUGCCAUGUCGGAUGCGACGCAACUGGAGGAUGCUAUGGCUGGGAUGGGGACCAAAGAUUGCCUCCUUGUACAACGUGUGGUUCGUGCACACUGGGACCGGGCUCAUAUGGAUCAGGUCAAGCGUGCAUACCACCAUCGGUAUAAGAGAGAUCUGGUUCAGCGGGUCAGAGGGGAGACCAGCGGUGACUACCAGGCGUUGAUGGUCGCUUGCUUGUCCUGAGAGGGUCAUGGGUACCAUUCUCUUCGGGUCGGGAAGAUCCUGUGUUCUUGUUUUAGAUAUUCAUGCCUCACGGCUGGCCGAUGGAACAGGAUGCCAAAGGCAUGGAUUUUGGGGCGAUUUGACGGAAGUUCUUGUUUGAACCACAUUAUACUUAGGGAACCAUAGGUUGUGAGGAGCUCGGUGUUUUCCGAUGCUCAAUAUACACAUUAAGAAACUCG
Exophiala viscosa is the source of this 1638-nucleotide messenger RNA. RefSeq names its product glycerophosphoinositolphosphodiesterase. The coding region runs from base 218 to 1420 and encodes 400 amino acids. The transcript has a single exon. Lineage: Eukaryota; Fungi; Ascomycota; Eurotiomycetes; Chaetothyriales; Herpotrichiellaceae. Gene Ontology annotation, cellular component: cytoplasm. Gene Ontology annotation, molecular function: calcium ion binding; calcium-dependent phospholipid binding. The record is from RefSeq and is a predicted model, not a curated record.